This is a messenger RNA of Brassica oleracea var. oleracea, 813 nucleotides long. RefSeq lists its product as uncharacterized. The transcript is spliced from 3 exons. The coding region runs from base 1 to 813 and encodes 270 amino acids. Gene Ontology annotation, molecular function: nucleic acid binding; zinc ion binding. The record is from RefSeq and is a predicted model, not a curated record. NCBI's taxonomy places the organism in Eukaryota, Viridiplantae, Streptophyta, Magnoliopsida, Brassicales, Brassicaceae.
AUGUCUGCGGCUGCACGGGCAUUCACGGUUACCGAGUUUAAUCAGAAGUUUAUUGAGACCCAGAAAAUAAACCCUGCAUGUGCUGCAUAUUUGGUUGACAUAGGUUCUGACCACUGGACUAGAGCUCAUUUCAAAGGCCAGCGGUUCAAAGGCCAGCGGUACAACAUGAUGGACUCAAACAUUGCUGAAACUUGGAAAGGUGUCAUUAAGGAAGCAAGAGAAUAUCCACUUAUCACUAUGUUUGAAUACAUACGCAUGACCGUUAUGGGCUGGCUAGCAUUGCGUAGAGCAAAAGCAAACCGAGAGCAAGGAACCCUCACACCAAAUGCCCGGAAAUUGGUUGAGGAGAACUAUGAACUAUCAACUGGUUUGUCAGUACGUGAUAUUGGGGAGUUGGAGUUUCAAGUGCAGGGCAAUGCGGGAGAGUGCUUCACCGUUUUAUUGGGACCUGGCAGCUGCAGUUGUAUGAAAUACAAAUCGAUUGGCAUACCAUGUAUUCAUGCUCUAGCUGCUGCAACAAGGAUUGACUUCCCUUCUGAUGCUUUGGUGGCGCCACCAUACUAUGUGACAACUUGGAGACAAGGAUUUGCAGGAAAAAUUUACCCAGUCCCAUCAGUCGGAGGGAUAGAAAUAGGGAGUGGUACUCCAAAUGACCUUCUCCCACCGGCGGUGCGGCGCCCACCUGGCCGUCCAAGGAAAGUCCGCAUUCUCUCCCAUGGGGAGUAUAAGAAAGGAGGCACCUCAUCCUCUAGGAAAUGCAAACGUUGUGGCCAUUCAGGUCACAACAAGGCGUCCUGCCGUAACCCUAUAUAA